UCGCCUGUUGAUUCUGCUCACUUCUCCGGAGGUUUGCGUUCUAACUAAUCGGUUUAUUUGGCGUCACAGCGGGGGAUUAAUCAGCACCGAUCCCUCUGUACAGACUCUUACUGAGAAGCAGCGCUGGAGCUCCGGAUCUCUCCUGAUGGAUUUACACGCUGUGUGCUGCACUCUGCUUCUGCUGACAUGGACAGGAGCAUGUUUUGCCCAACAGCUGUUAUUACCUGAGAAAAUGGAUAAAGCGGUUGGGGAGAAUGUAGUGAUUACCCCAAUCCGUAUUCCUGAUCCACCACAUUACAGCAUCAGAUGGAGGUUUAAUAUGAUCACCAUUCUCGCUGGACCUCCUAAUGGAAUUAUAGUCCAGCCACCGUACAGAGACAGAGUCAGUCUGAACAGGAACACUUUAGCUCUGGAGCUCAGGAACCUGGCUGAGAGUGAUAGUGGAGAAUAUUCUCUGACUGUAGACACUCUUACAGCUCCGCUCACAGAUGUCACCUCACUACAGGUGCUUGUUCCCAUCUCCAGUGUUACAAUAGUACCAGAUAACACAGAGCUGAUUGAAUUCAACAGCACUGUGAACCUCACCUGCUCUGCCUCUGGCUCCUUGCUUUCAUUUAUUUGGCUGAAUGGCAGCUCUGAGGUAACAGCAGGGGGGCGAGUUCAGCUAACAGACAACAACCGCAAUCUGACCAUCACCAGUGUGAUCAGAGGUGACACAGGCCCAUACCAAUGUGAAGCGUCUAACACCUUCAGCAAGAAAAGGAGUCCUUCGUUGAGCCUCACCAUUUACUAUGGUCCCGAAAAUGUUGUUGUUGAAGCAGAUCCAGUGGGAGGUUUCUACAGCUCUGGGUCUAAUGUCAAACUGAUCUGCUCAGCUGAGUCCAGCCCUGCUGCUGAGUUUCAGUGGGCUGUGAAUGGAGCAGAGCUUGGUGAAAUGGGCCAAGAGCUCAGACUGAACAACCUUCAGAGCAGUCAGAGUGGCAGUUACACCUGCAUCGCACAUAACAAACAGACCCUGAGAUACUCCACGUCUGAACCCUUCAGCAUCACUGUAUUCGAAAAAAUACUUGGAGCAGCAGUUACUGGAACAACAGAUUUGCUAAUAGAAGGUGUUUCCAAUGCUACAUUAAGUUGUAAAGUGAAUGGAUCCAUCCACAGUGCUGAAUGGAUGAAAGAUAAUCAGAAACUGUCAUCUAGUGACAGGAUCACAUUCUCGAAUGAUAACAGAUCGGUGAUGAUCAGUCCAGUGAGGAGAUCAGACAGUGGUGUAUACCAGUGUACACUCAGCAACCCCAUCAGCUCUGAUACUGCAACAUACACAGUGAUUGUUAACUUUGGACCAGAUAAUGUGGCAAUUAAUGGACCAAGUGAAGUGGAAGUGGGACAAACUGUUAAAUUGAUAUGUAAUACUGAAUCUACACCAAAAGCCUCAUACAAAUGGAUGUUUAACGGCAGUUUAACUAAAGUGAAUACAGCUGAAUAUACUGUGAAGAAUGCUGACUUCACACACACUGGAAAUUACAGCUGCACAGCCUCCAAUAAUGCAACAGGGUUUAACGCCUCAGGAUCCCAUGGUCUGGUAGUAAAAGAAAAGGCUGUGGGUGGAGGCGGGGGCGUGGUCAAGCGCCGACGGCCACUGUCUGCAGGAGCUAUAGCUGGGAUUGUUAUUGGUGUUUUAAUAGGUGUUGCUGCAGUUGUGGGUUUGAUUUUCUACUUCGUGAAAGGCAAAGAAAUGUAA
Neoarius graeffei (lesser salmon catfish) is the source of this 1738-nucleotide messenger RNA. RefSeq names its product carcinoembryonic antigen-related cell adhesion molecule 5-like. NCBI's taxonomy places the organism in Eukaryota, Metazoa, Chordata, Actinopteri, Siluriformes, Ariidae. The transcript has 8 exons. The record is from RefSeq and is a predicted model, not a curated record. The coding region runs from base 146 to 1738 and encodes 530 amino acids.